AACUUUCUUUUAUUAACAUAGCAUUGAAUGUGUCUCAUAUCUUUUACUGCUGGCCUGGGCCAUUUCUACUCUCUCUCUCUCUCUCUCUCUCCUCCAAACCUUUUAAAGCGCAUUGACACCUCCCCAUCUCUUUCCUGUCUCCACUGCUCGCUCCUCAGCCUCCUCCUCGCACUAACUCUCUCUCUCUCUCUCUGUAUAUAUAUAUAUAUAUCAUGCGCACAAGCAUUAACACAACAUUAAGCAGUGCACAAAUUAUAUAAUUUAGCGAAUAACAUGGAUGAAGAGAUACUGUCAAUGUUCAACCAGUGCCCUGGUCCGGGCCCCAGCGCCGACGUCGGCGGUGCAGCAGGCGACGUGGAUCUCAGUUUCGGCAGCUCCUCUUCGUCUUCGUAUUCGUCGUCGUCGUUCGCCGCCAGCACAUCCGCCACCCUCAGCGCCCGCAGCAGCCUCUCCCUCUCCCUCUCCCUCUCCCUCUCCCUGCCCCCCAACUCCUCCUCCUCCGUCCUCCGCCCGCUCCCCCACUCUUCUUCUUCCUCUUAUGCGAACUGGUCUGCUCUCCGCGCCGCCACCGCCCUCUCACCCGACGGCCUCCUCCGCCUCCACCACCUCCACCUCCUCCGCCCCCUCGGCUCCGGCCACCUCGCCCGCGUCUUCCUCUGCCGCCUCAAGGGCCUCCCCCCCUCCUCCCCUCUCUUCGCCCUCAAAGUCGUCGACCUAAACAUCACCAAUAGCAGCAGUAGCAGCACUAGUAAAAACAACAACAGCAGCAACAACGAGAGCAGUAACAGCAGCAACAACAGUAACAACAAGGACACCGACAACAACAACGAGAAGGAGGAGGAGGACGAGUACUGCAGCAGCAAGGUGGCGUCCCACGCGAUGGCGGAGUCGCGUGUGCUGUCGGCCCUGGACCACCCCUUCCUGCCGACGCUCUACGCCCGGCUGGACCCGUCCCACUACGCCUGCUUCCUGAUCGACUACUGCGCGGGGGGGGACCUGCACUCCCUCCUCCGCCGCCGCCCCGCCGGCCGCCUCCCUCCCGCGGCGGCGCGCUUCUACGCCGCCGAGGUGCUGCUGGCGCUGGAGUACCUCCACGCCCUCGGCUUCGUCUACCGCGACCUCAAGCCCGAGAACGUCCUCCUCCGCGCCGACGGCCACGUCGUCCUCUCCGACUUCGACCUCUCCUUCCACUCCCACGUCUCCCCCUCCCUCCGCAAAAUCCGCUGCCGCCGCCGCAGCAGCAGCAGCAGCAGCCACCGCCACCGCCACCGCUCCUCCUCUUUCUUCGCGCGUUCUUUGGCGCGCGGAUGCUGCUUUUGCGAAGGAGGGGCGGCGGCGGAGGAGGAGGAGGAGGAGGAGGAGGAGGAGGUGGAGUUCGUGGCGGAGCCGGAGCGGGCGUUCUCGAAGGCGUGCGUGGGGACGCACGAGUACCUGGCGCCGGAGAUCGUGAGCGGCGGCGGGCACGGCAACGGCGUCGACUGGUGGGCGUUCGGCGUCUUCCUCUACGAGCUGCUGUACGGCCGGACGCCCUUCAAGGGCCCCGCCAAGGAGGACACGCUCCGCAACGUCCUGCACAGGGAAUUGCGAUUCCCCGACCUCGCCGGCGCCGGCGCCGGCGACGAUGACGACGUGGCCACGGCCAAGGAUCUCAUCCGGCGCCUGCUCGAGCGGGACCCGCGGCGUCGGAUGGGGUCGGCCCGCGGCGCCGCCGAGCUGAAGCGCCACCCCUUCUUCCGCGGCAUCAACUGGGCCCUCAUCCGAUGCGUCGCUCCCCCCGUCGUCCCCGCCGCCUCAGCCUCAGCCUCAGCCUCGGCCUCGGCGGGCCCCACCCCGCCGGAGACCGUUGUCGGUGUAGGGGCCGGGGCAGGGGCCCACCUCAUCCUCAAGUGGAGCAGCUGGCGUAAUUUUCACAAGAGAGGGUGCGCCGGUUAUAUCAGGAAGAAGAAGGGGUUUUUUGGUCAUUUGGGGUUGCCGUCGGGGUUGGGAUCUAAUUAAGACGAUAAAAGAGAGAUAAGCAGAGAUACGUAGUAAACGUAAUAAAAUUAAUACGUCGCUCGCGCACAUGCAUGAUGAUCGAGGACGAAGGAAGUUCUGAGACGUUCGUGAUCAAAUUUAGCUGCUUAAUUAAUUUGCUGUCCGUUUAAGGCACUGUACAAAUGAAGCUGAGUUGAGAGAUGCAUGCAUACGAGAUCGAUACUAGCAGUAGCCGGUGCGGUGAUUAGUAACUUAUUAGUAUUUGUGUGAAUAUAUGGAUCAUUUUGAUCUUAGUUGGAAGAGCAGCGAGGUACAUAAAUUAAUAUAUACUAUUUACGUA
Ananas comosus (pineapple) is the source of this 2314-nucleotide messenger RNA. Its product is annotated as serine/threonine-protein kinase WAG2-like. Gene Ontology annotation, molecular function: protein serine/threonine kinase activity; ATP binding. The transcript has a single exon. Bases 274 to 1995 code for a protein of 573 amino acids. Gene Ontology annotation, biological process: protein phosphorylation. The record is from RefSeq and is a predicted model, not a curated record. Gene Ontology annotation, cellular component: cytoplasm; nucleus; plasma membrane. NCBI's taxonomy places the organism in Eukaryota, Viridiplantae, Streptophyta, Magnoliopsida, Poales, Bromeliaceae.